Messenger RNA from Cyanistes caeruleus (blue tit), 1299 nucleotides. RefSeq names its product ring finger and CHY zinc finger domain containing 1 (gene RCHY1). The record is from RefSeq and is a predicted model, not a curated record. Lineage: Eukaryota; Metazoa; Chordata; Aves; Passeriformes; Paridae. Gene Ontology annotation, cellular component: nucleus. Gene Ontology annotation, molecular function: ubiquitin protein ligase activity; zinc ion binding. Gene Ontology annotation, biological process: ubiquitin-dependent protein catabolic process; protein ubiquitination.
CAGGUCCAGGGAGGUAAUCCUCUGCUUGGCCCUAGAGAGGCCACGUCCGGAGUGCUGUGUUCAGUUCUGGGCUCCACAGGUCAAGAAAUACCAGGAGCUACUGGAGAGGGUCCAGCGGAGGCUGAAGAUGAUGAGGGGUGUGGAUCAUCUCUCUCAGGGGAGGAGCCUGUGAGAGCUGGGCCUGCUCAGGCUAGAGAAGAGGGAGAGGACAGCAGGAAUCUCAUCAAUCCAUACAAGCAUCUCCAAGGCUCCAGCCAGACGCAGAACACCAAAGUUCGAGGCGGAAGGGAAGCUACCUUUGAAAGCUCCAAAUCCUCCGGAACCGGCUGUGAGGAAGCGGAAGAGGGGGAGCGGGGCCAGGCGGCGGCGGCGGCCAUGGCCAUGGCGGGGGGAUCGCAGGGAUGCGAGCAGGGAUGCGAGCAGGGAUGCGAGCAGGGAUGCGAGCAGGGAUGCGAGCAAGGAUGCGAGCAGGGAUGCGAGCACUACCGGCGGGGCUGCCGGCUGCGGGCACCGUGCUGCGGGAAGCUGUACCCGUGCCGGCUGUGCCACGACGGAGCCGAGGAGCACCAGCUGGACCGGUUCCGGGUGUCCGAGGUGCAGUGCAUCCGCUGCCGCCUCCUGCAGAAGGCCCAGCAGCGCUGUGAGGGCUGUGACAGCCUCUUUGGGGAGUACUACUGCGACAUCUGCCACCUGUUUGACCGAGACAAGAAGCAGUACCACUGCGAGGAGUGCGGCAUCUGCAGGAUUGGCCCCAAGGAGGAUUUCUUCCACUGCUCCAAAUGUAAUUUGUGCCUGAGCCUGAGUCUCCAAGGAAAGCACAAGUGUAUCGAAAAUGUCUCCAGGCAGGAUUGUCCAAUAUGUUUGGAGGAUAUUCACACAUCUCGUGUUGGAGCCCAUGUUCUGCCGUGUGGUCACCUCCUUCACAGAACAUGUUACGACGAAAUGCUGAAGGAAGGCUACAGGUGUCCUUUGUGCAUGCACUCGGCGUUGGACAUGACCAGGUACUGGCGCCAGCUGGACAAUGAGGUGGCACAGACUCCCAUGCCCACGGAGUACCAGAACAUGAUGGUGGAGAUCCUCUGCAACGACUGCAACGCCCGCUCCACGGUGCAGUUCCACCUCCUGGGCAUGAAGUGCCAGAACUGUGAGUCGUACAACACGGCCCAGGACGGGCGGUGCCGGCUGUCCUUGGAGGAGCAGUGACCGGGAUACGCGCGGCGUUCGGCCGGACGGGGAGCACUGUGCCGCGGGAGAGACUUCUUUUACAAACAAAGCAACUCUUUGUCAGUAAAAAUUCCA